AUGAGCACCAUCGUCGUAGCAGCGAGCAAGGUUGUGCCCUACGGAAGCACUUGUCUGAAGUUCGAGAAGUUGAAGCCCAAGGAUAAAGCCUACAUCAAUACCCACAGCCGAGAUGAAGGUUACGACCAAUCCGCCGAAAAGGGCACCGAGACUGGGAACAACCCUGUCGCCCAUCCGAGGACUUGCCUGAUGUUGGACUCGAAUUGGCCGAACGCUGGCGGCAAAUUCAAGAGACGAACCUUUGUCGACGGUGCCUAUCGGGACACGGCAAAUGGCCAUGCAAAGCAACGGUUUGCGGAUUUGAGGGGUGCGAAGGACGCCAUCACAAGCUACUACAUCCUGGAAAUCCACAUUCACCGGAGCGGACGGUCUACGCUGUUUCGCGUUUUGCCGAUUAUGCUGCACGGACCGGAAACAUCUGUUGAAGCUCUAGCGUUUCUCGACGAUGGCUCGGGCUUGACACUCGUUGAAGCAGACUUGGUGAGGCAACUGGGGAUCACCGGCGAAACCAACCCGCUGUGUCUACAGUGGACAAGCAACAUAACGAGAUCGGAAGCGGAUUCGCAACGGGUUGACCUGAACAUCUCAAACGCCAGCGGAAAGAAGUUCAAACUGGAAGGCGCUCAAACCGUGUCCAGUCUCAACCUUCCUCGUCAAUCACUGGACUUCAAAGGAAUGGCCAAAAAGUACCCACAUCUCCAAAAUCUGCCAGUAAAAAGCUACCAGAAUGAACUUCCACGCGUUCUGAUCGAACUGUACGCGAACGUGAAGCAACAGAUCAUCGACUAUCAGACGAAAGGGUAUGCCCACAAAGCAACGGAGGAUGAACUAAGUUCGGCAGACCCUCGGCGAGUCUGGUAUCUGCCCUUAGGAGUGGUCCUCAACCCGAAUAAGCCAGGAAAAGUUCGUUUGGUUUGGGACGCCGCCGCCAAAUUCCAGUUCGCCGUAACGGCGGACAUUAAAGAGAUGUUCCACCAGGUUUUGAUCCGUCCGCAAGAUCGAUCGGCUCAGAGAUUCCUUUUCCGUGACGAUCCCGCAAAGCCGAUGGAUACGUAUGUAAUGGACGUGGCGACUUUCGGAGCAACGUGCUCACCAAGCUCAGUGCAGUACGUCAAAAAUCUAAACGCCGAGGAGUGGAGUCUGGAAUAUCCGGAAGCUGCAAAAGCCAUCACCGACGGCCACUAUAUGGACGAUUAUCUGGACAGCCUGCACACCGAGAAUGAAACCGUUCAACUCGCACAAGAAGUAAAAGCGCUACACGCCAAGGCUGGGUUUGAACUUCGAAACUGGCUCUCAAACUCAGAGGCGGUUCUUCGACGGGUCGGGGAACCCGGUACGCAGAUGCCAAAAAACUUUUUUGAUGACAAGGUAAACGGCAGCGAAAGAGUGUUGGGAAUGAUCUGGGUGCCAAGAGAAGACGUUUUCACCUUUAAGGGCAAGUUCCAAGGCGCACUCCUACCUCUGAUCAGCGGCCAAGUCGUCCCCACCAAACGAGAGGCGCUACGACUGGUGAUGAGCAUUUUCGAUCCCCACGGCCUCGUGGCAAAUGUUGUUGUCCAUGGAAAAGUCUUGCUACAAGAUAUGUGGAGAGAAAAAAUCGGCUGGGACGAAAAGAUUUCCUCGGAACUGUUCGAUAAAUGGCAACGGUGGGUCAAAGAGGUUCGUAAUCUUGACAAGGUCAAGAUCCCCAGGUGCUACUUUUCGGGCUACUCUGCUAAAAGCUUGAAAACACUUGAAAUGCACACCUUCGUCGAUGCCAGCGAGACAGCCUGCGCCGCCACCGUCUAUUUUCGGAUCGUUGACCGUGGCCAGGUGCGUUGUAUUCUGGUGGCCGCAAAGACCAAAGUGGCACCCCUGAAAGCCCUCACAGUACCCCGUCUGGAGAUACAAGCUGGUGUUCUUGGGACAAGGUUGAUGAGAGCAGUGGAGGAGCACCACUCCUUGAACAUUCGCAGUCGUACCAUUCACACUGACUCGUCUACUGCGCUCUCCUGGAUACAAUCAGACCAACGAAGAUACUCGCGUUUCGUCGCGUUUCGGGUUAGCGAGAUUCUCAACGACAGCGAGAUAAGUGAAUGGCGAUGGGUUCCUUCUCGCAUGAAUGUAGCAGAUGACGCGACAAAAUGGGGAACUGGACCGAACCUCAGCAGCAACGGCAGGUGGUUCCGCGGCCCAGCAUUCCUGUAUGAAGCAGAGGCGGAUUGGCCAUGCGCACCGCUUCCUCCUCCUAACACCCAAGAAGAACAACGCGCCAGCUUCCUGCAUCAUCGGGUGUCGUUGGGACCAAUGAUCAAGUACGAAAGGUUCUCCGACUGGCGGAAACUGCUCAAGGCGAUGGCGUACGUUUUACGAUUCGUGAAAAGGUGCAGAACGAAAUGUGUGGUGGAGAACCGCGGUAUCGUUUCCCGAGAAGAACUUCAACAAGCUGAAUUAGUUGUCCUGAAAGCGGUCCAGUUGGAAGUAUAUCCCGACGAAGUCGUCACCCUGGAGCGCGACGAUCCGAACUUGCAAGUGGAGAAAAGCAGUCAAAUCUGGAAGCUGACACCUUUCAUCGAUGAGUUCGGCCUGUUGAGAAUGGAUGGACGCGUUGGAGCUGCUUCGGUACCCUACGAUGCGAAAUACCCGAUCAUCCUGCCAAAAUCACAUCACGUCACGGAGCUGUUACUGACACGAUAUCACCAACGAUUCGGCCACGGAAAUGGGGAAACCGUUGUCAAUGAAGUCCGGCAGAAAUUCUGCAUCUCAAAUCUACGUAGCAUGGUUCAAAAGACGGCAAGAAAGUGUCAGUGGUGCAAAGUGUACAAGGCAUCCCCAUCGGCACCUCGCAUGGCUCCUCUACCAGUGGCUCGACUAACCUCUCACGUCCGCCCUUUCACAUUUGCUGGCGUCGAUCUUUGCGGACCCUUCCUAAUUCGACACGGCCGUAGUUUGGUGAAGCGAUGGGUCAUGCUAUUUACUUGUCUGACUGUGCGAGCCAUUCACCUGGAAAUAGUGUACACUUUGUCCGCCGAGUCGUGCAAGCUGGGUUUCCGACGGUUCAUCGCCCUACGGGGUUCCCCUCAAGAAAUAUACAGCGAUUGCGGAACUAACUUUCAAGGACUGAGCAAUGAACUGAAGGCGGAAAUUGCAGCGAUCGAUCAAGAACUUGCGACAACAUUUACGAACACCAAAACGAAGUGGCACUUCAACCCCCCAGCAGCGCCCCAUAUGGGUGGCGUGUGGGAACGCAUGGUGCGUUCGGUAAAGACGGCUUUGUCCACUAUUUCUACUUGCAGGAACCCAGAUGGCGAAACAUUCGAGACGUUUCUAGCGGAGGCGAUGGCCAUCGUCAAUUCCAGGCCGUUGACACACGUUCCGCUUCAAGCUGUUGACGAAGAGGCCUUAACCCCCAACCACUUUUUGAUGCUCAGCUCGACCGGCGUUUCGCAACCAACUCAACCAACCACAGAUUUACAAUCGUCAUUGAGGUCAAACUGGAAUCAUCUUCAGUUCCUGCUGGACCACUACUGGGCGAGAUGGAUCAAGGAAUAUCUCCCGGCUAUCAACCAACGUCGAAAGUGGUUUGCUGAGUCGAGACCGAUAUCCGUUGGAGACUUGGUCAUGGUCGUGAACGAAGGAAUCCGUAACAGCUGGACCAGAGGAAGGGUGGUGGCAGUGCUUCCUGGAAAAGACGGUAGGAUUCGCAGCGCGAGAGUUCAGACAUCGGCUGGAGUGCUGACACGCCCGGUGGUUCGAUUGGCAUUGCUCGAGGUACGAAAUGGAGGUACAGCUGGACCAGGUGACCAGCAAUACGGGUCGGGGAUUGUUGCUGAAGCAGAUGACCAUACGAGCAAGCCCCCCGGUGAGCUAGAUCUUUCGUUGAUCUCUCCCCCGGGCCAGAACGUGUCAGCGCUGAUGACACAACCGAAGAAAGGAGAAACUGUCAAGAAUUAG
Molecule: messenger RNA, 3933 nt
Organism: Culex pipiens pallens (northern house mosquito)
Lineage: Eukaryota; Metazoa; Arthropoda; Insecta; Diptera; Culicidae
Exons: 5
Coding region: 1-3933 (1310 amino acids)
Biological process (GO): DNA integration
Molecular function (GO): nucleic acid binding
Source: RefSeq, a predicted model, not a curated record